GAUUUACCUUUUCUUAACGAUCUUAUUUUGGGAUUAAAUAAUAUACAGAAAUUGGAAUUAACUCACGGUGUUUAUGAUUCGGAUGUUUAUAAGCAAUUAACUUUUCCAUCUUAUCCCAAUUUAAAAGUUAUUGACCUUAAUUUAUCCUACUCUGUCGCUUCCAUUGCAGCUUACAGGAUAAUCCUUAAAUCACAUAAUCUUCAAAUAAUUGUGCUCCGUUUUAAUGCUUAUAAUUAUUCAGAGAAUAUUCUGUCGGCGAUCUCUCAAUGUUGUCCAAAACUUAAAUACCUUAAAUUUUAUUUAGAUAAGGGAUAUCUCCCCAUAUUUCGGCAAGUUUUAAUCAACUGUCAACUGUUGGAAGGAAUAUUCAUUGACACAAACAGAAAAUAUCUUUCUCAACAUGGUAUUGAAUUAUUGAAGAUGUUGACAACAUCAGCUCCACUUGGUUUAUAUAAGGUGCAUAUUGGUAAUUUUAGUUAUUUUAAAAUGGAAUGUUUGAAAACCUUUUUUGAAAAUUGGAAAGGACGAAAACCAUUGUUGUUAUCUUCGCUUGAGGUUGAAGUGGAAGAUAAAAAAUCAGAUAAUAUUGAAAG
Funneliformis caledonium is the source of this 593-nucleotide messenger RNA. Lineage: Eukaryota; Fungi; Glomeromycota; Glomeromycetes; Glomerales; Glomeraceae. The record is from the annotation of a GenBank genome assembly.